Molecule: messenger RNA, 3379 nt
Organism: Harpia harpyja (harpy eagle)
Lineage: Eukaryota; Metazoa; Chordata; Aves; Accipitriformes; Accipitridae
Product: complement factor H-like
Exons: 17
Coding region: 96-2981 (961 amino acids)
Source: RefSeq, a predicted model, not a curated record
AAAUUCUAUUUCAAGAGAAACCAUGUGACUACCCAGCCAUAGAAAAUGGCAAGUUAAGUGAAAGACUGGAGUACCACAAAAACUAUUACUUUCCGAUGAGUUUUGGGCAGCAUGCUGAUUACCACUGCAUUCGUGGUUAUACAACCCCAAGUGGAGAAUACUGGGUUCGAAUGGUCUGUUCUGAAAGGGGCUGGUAUCCAGAGCCAAAAUGCCUCAAAAAAUGUCACGUCAGACAGCUGGAAAAUGGGUAUUUCUCAUAUGGACAGAAGAAUGUUUACAAGGAAGGUGAAAGAGUUAAAUAUGUCUGCAGUGAUGACUAUUAUACGGAACACGAAGAUGGGCAAGUCACGUGCACAAAGGAUGACUGGUCACCUCCUCCAAGAUGUAUCCGUAAAAAAAAAUGCCAGAAUAUCAAUAUUGACAAUGGUUAUUUGACCUUGGGAAAGAAAAUAUUUCGUUUACAGGAGAAGGUCACCUAUAAUUGUCAUACUGGCUUUUUAACUCCAGAAGGACAAGAAACAGGAGUGAUACAGUGUCAAGAGAAUGGCUGGACUCCACCUCCAAAGUGCAUCAAAUCGUGUAAAACACCUCAUGUGGAUAUUUUGAAUUACCAUGCAAAUAAAACUAUGUUCAUGCCCGAAGAUAUAAUCGAGUAUGCGUGUUUGGAGGGAUAUCAAGCUGCAAAUAAUAUGCCAACUGGUACCGCAAGGUGUGGCAUAAAUGGUGAAUGGAAUCCAACGCCCCAGUGUCUUGCGAUAGAAUGUGAAAUGUUGACAUUGCCCAAUGGAGAUUUUUCUCCCAAGGAGGGUAAAUACCACAGUGGAGAUGUUGUGAAAUUUACCUGUGCAAACAAUUACGUAAGAGUGGGACCUGCCUCUACUCAGUGCUAUUACUUUGGAUGGUUUCCGUCACCACCAGUGUGUAAAGUGAACGCCAGAGGCUGUGGACCUCCACCUGUGAUUACCAAUGGAAAUAUGGUUGGUGGCUCUGUGGAACAGUAUCAGCAUGGGGACAGAGAGCACUAUGAAUGCAACGUUGAAUUUAAAUUGGUUGGAUCAAAGGAAACAGAAUGUGUUGAUGGACAAUGGUCGUCUCCUCCCUCUUGCAUUGAAGACAAAAUGCCAUGUGGAUCACCUUCCUCUAUUCCGAAUGUUGUUCUUCAUCAGGAAGACCAGACCCAGUUUUCGCACGGUGAUGAAGUGAUUUGUGGAUGUAAACAAGGCUCUGGCAAUUCUAAGGAAAUGAAAAUAAAAUGUCUUAAUGGGGAAUGGAAGCCUUUACCUCUUUGUGCCGAUCCAUCUCCUCAGUGUGUACCUCCGAUGAAUGUUGAGCUUGUGCACAAUGGUCAUCUUCCCAAGCCAAGAAGGGAGACUAGGUUCCAUGGAGUUAUACAUUAUAUAUGUACAUCAGCUGACAAAAGUAUUAAACAGGCAACUUGUGUGUCUGGAAAAUGGUCACCAGAGAUUGAAUGUACAGCUGAGGAGAGUACGUGCCCACCUCCACCUCAGCUGCCUGGUGCUCAACAGAUAACAGUUGGAAGAAAUUACAAGCAUGGGAGUAAAACAGCUUUUUCAUGUCUGAAGAAUUUCCAGCUCAUCGGUGUGAAUGAAAUAACAUGUAUAGAAGGGAAAUGGCAAUCACCACCUUACUGUGUGGAAAGACCAUGUUUGCCACCACAACCCAUAGAAUGUGCUGAUGUUCCCAGGCUGGAAAAUCGAAACGCAAAAAUUAAAAAAGAAGGGAAAACAAUUUAUCUGGCUGGUGCUAGAGUUAAGUAUGUUUCUCGUUCUGGAUACAUCUUAGAUGGACCAUCGGAGAUAACUUGUUCUAUGGGAAACUGGACUUCAGCUCCUACAUGCGUGGAAAUGCCAUGUGGAAGUGUUCCAAAAGUUGCCAAUGCUCAAAUUGAAGGCAGAAACAAGGAAAUUUAUGAGCCUGGUGAAACAAUUCGCUACCAGUGUGAUGCAGGGUUCCUGACUGUUGGUUCCCCCGAAAUUAUUUGCAGAGAAGGAAAUUGGACAGCACCGCCCUUCUGUGAAGAUGUUAGCUGUGGAGCCGCACCUGAAAUUCCCAAUGCUUAUAUUACAAGCACUCAACAGGAGAGGUAUCUGCCCGGUGCCAGAGUGCAGUAUGAGUGUGAAAGCAAUUUUCAACUGAUGGGUGGAAAUUAUGUCACUUGUACGAAUGGAGAAUGGUCACAAGCGCCAACUUGCAGAGACGUGACGUGUGAACCUCCUCCAGAAAUUGCUGGUGGUAAAGUUCAAGGUGUUAAAAAGUCAAGGUAUUUGCCUGCGGAGAGUGCUCGCUAUCAGUGCUGGCAAGGUUUUGAGAUGACUGGGACUGCCACCGUCACGUGUCGGAAUGGGACCUGGACAGUGCUGCCAAAGUGCAAAGGGAAAGGUGGGAAAUGUGGCCCGCCUCCUGUUAUUGAAAACGGAGACCUUCUUUCCUUCCCCAUGCAAGAAUAUCGACAAGGUACGACUCUGGAGUACAAAUGCCCAAGUCUCUACGUCCUGGAAGGAUCUCGGUAUAUCACCUGUACUGAUGGGCAGUGGACAAGCCCCCCGGUUUGCCUAGUGGCCUGUACAGCAUCUGAAGAAGACAUGGGCAGAAACAAUAUUGAGCUGAAAUGGAUCAUAGGAAGAAGAAAGCUGUAUUCCAGAUCGGGUGACUUUAUUGAAUUCCGGUGUAAAAUAGGAUAUUUGGCAGACCCAGCAUCUUCUCCCUUCAGAGCACAGUGCGUGGAGGGGACAUUAGAAUAUCCACGGUGCAAGCCAGGAAAGAACUGUACAGUGCACGCAAGGAUUAUGGAAAGGAACAACAUUCAACUACAGUCAUCAAGCCGGUUGAGCACUUCCACCUAUCGCUCUGGAGAGUAUGUUUUCUUUGAAUGCAGAUGGUUCUACCGUCAAGUUUCACGGCCUGAGUAUUUCAGAGCAGAAUGCCUGGAUGGAGUGAUUAAGUAUCCUUCAUGUAAAUGAAUGCUUGGAUAAAUGAAAAUGGCAUGAAGGAGCCCAGCUGUGGAAGCCAAAGGUCCCUCAACCGACCCAGUGAUUUGAGCUCAAUUUUUCCUGGCGUUUCCCAUUUUGCUGUGCUUUGUUUGCAGCUUAGCCAGUGUUCUGUCUUGGAAUUUGUCAAUGUUUUUCUUUUUAUUAUUGGAUGAUUGUGUUUACAUUUUCUCCACAUUUUAUCCAUUUUUGUAAAUGUAUUUACAUAUUGUAAAUGUGUUUACAUUUUAUCUAUCGGAAUGGUUGUUCUUGCAUUUUAUCCAUUCUAUGUUGAUCUCACUGUUAUUUUUAUUAGCAAUUGUGUCCUGAAAUAGGCUGGCUUUGGUGGCAUACUGAGACAAGAAUUAAAGCCCGCAGGUAAUAAUGAGCAA